Molecule: messenger RNA, 739 nt
Organism: Drosophila hydei
Lineage: Eukaryota; Metazoa; Arthropoda; Insecta; Diptera; Drosophilidae
Gene: Fdx1
Product: adrenodoxin-like protein 1, mitochondrial
Exons: 3
Coding region: 206-718 (170 amino acids)
Biological process (GO): positive regulation of oxidoreductase activity; P450-containing electron transport chain
Cellular component (GO): mitochondrion
Molecular function (GO): 2 iron, 2 sulfur cluster binding
Source: RefSeq, a predicted model, not a curated record
AUAUGUUAUUAUAUGUUAGCAUUUUUUAAUCUAAACAGUUAUUGUCUAGUCAAGUUUUUCAAUUUAGUCCGUGUUUUGUAAUAAACUACAUAAACUAAUUUAGUUUCUUCUUACGGAGAAAUUGAAUAUGGUACCAGAAACUGUGAAGGAAUGUUAAUGUUCUUGGGUGACCACAGCUAUACAGAUAUAACUUGUAACCUACAAAAUGUUUUGUUUACUUUUGCACCAUACGCGUAAUUUCCGUCAAUUACUUAUUAAACAAGUUUCAAAAUCACACGUUUAUGCAGUCAGCAAUGCGUUACACACCACAAGAUUGCUGCGACACGGCGAAUAUGAAUGGAAGGACCCAAAAUCCCCGGAUGAAAUAGUUAACAUAACAUAUGUUGACAAAGACGGCAAACGAACCAAGGUACAGGGAAAGGUGGGAGACAACGUUCUUUACCUGGCUCACCGGCAUGGCAUUGAAAUGGAAGGCGCCUGUGAAGCGUCUCUAGCAUGCACAACGUGCCAUGUGUAUGUACAGAAUAACUAUCUCGAAAAUCUAAGCGAGGCGGAUGAAAAGGAGGAUGAUCUGCUGGAUAUGGCGCCAUUUCUGCGAGAAAACUCCCGCCUCGGCUGUCAAAUAGUGCUCGAUAAAAGCAUGGAAGGCAUGGAAUUGGAACUACCCAAGGCAACGCGUAAUUUCUACGUGGAUGGGCACAAGCCGAAGCCACAUUAAAUCAACCGCUGUUUAUUGCCG